AUGGGACGCGGUAAGGGUAGUUUCUGCAAAACCAUCUUCGCCAUUGUAUUCGCUGCUGCGAUCGUUGCGGUCAUCGUUGCAGUCUGUGCUGUCUACAUGCCUCGGAUUGACGAUGAUCACCACGAGUCAAAGGUCAAGGUCCACAAUACAGCAGCUUUCGACAAUGGAGGCGGAAGCCACAAACCCACGAAAGAUCAGUAUGGCGGUGUGGAAGGCAAGGACGAGUUUAAACUGUACACCGGACAAGCGAGCGCGUUCCCCAAGAAGGAGGAUUGGAUAGCUUUCGACGACAUGUGGGAAAGCAACCAGAAGCUUGUUGUCUCUGCCUGUAGCGAUCAUGGCUGGGGUGAUAACAACUCUGACGAGGAGAACGAACGCAUCAAGAAAGAAAUUCAAUCUGUCGCCAGAGCAUCACUGGUGGACCAUCGCUUCAUCUUAGCUAUCAUCCUUCAAGAAGUGAGUACAAGCAAGAUCCGCAGCGCAAUUCCUGUUAACCAGAUCGCUAUGCAGUCCAAAGGCUGCCUCCGUGUCAAGUCCACCACAUCCGCGAAAUACGACAUCUCCACUCCAGGUCUCAUGCAAUCCCACAAUGGCUCCGACUACGACCCCGAGCACAGCAAAUCGUCCAUCCGGCAGAUGAUCCAAGACGGCACACAAGGAACACCGCAUGGCGAUGGGCUUGUCCAAACUCUGAACAAAUUCGGCAACGCCUACGCAGCGGCCAGAGGGUACAAUAGCGGGGCUCUCGCAAAGUCUGGUGACUUGAGCGACGCUCUCGGAGCAACGACUUGCUAUGCUUCCGAUGUGACCAACAGACUCACUGGUUGGGUAAAGGCCCCAACGAAGUGCAGUGACGACCUCACUAGCUCGAAUACAGAGACAGCUGGUAGUGGCGAAGAAGCCAGCGCGGCGCCGGUCUCCACACCUGAGCAGAGCACCACCGCACAGCAAGCGGGAAGCGGUUUACAGUCCACCGACGAUGGAUCAUAUCAGCCUGACAGCAACGGCUGGAGAAGCCGCAGGAGGCGAACUAGCCGCAAGCUUUGA
Molecule: messenger RNA, 1047 nt
Organism: Fulvia fulva
Lineage: Eukaryota; Fungi; Ascomycota; Dothideomycetes; Mycosphaerellales; Mycosphaerellaceae
Exons: 2
Coding region: 1-1047 (348 amino acids)
Source: RefSeq, a predicted model, not a curated record